GCGGCGGCGGCGGCGGCGGCGGGUGGGGGUGGGGGACGGCGAGCCCAGUCCCGGAGACCGGAAGAAGGCCCGGCUUGUCGGCUCCCUCCUUCCUCACGACUUCUGAGGUUGGGUCGCGACUGGCGCGGUCUGUGACUGCGCGGGCAGCUGCCUGAGAGGCAGGGAGCCCUGUGCCAGUCAAAAUGCCAGUCAUGGUAGAAGACAUUAUGAAACUGCUCUGUACUAUUUCAGAGGAGAGGAAAAUGAAGGCUGCAUUCAAGCAUUCAGGGAAGGGGGCGCUGGUGGCAGGAGCCGUGGCUUUUGUUGGGGGUUUGGUGGGCGGCCCCCCAGGAAUAGCUGUUGGGGGGACAGUUGGUGGCCUACUUGGUGCUUGGAUGACUAGUGGACAAUUUAAACCAAUUCCUCAGAUCAUAAUGGAACUGCCCCCUAUUGAGCAACAGAAGCUUUUUAACGAAGCCUUUGCCAUUAUCAGAGACUUGGACUGGACGGAUGCGGUGCAGCUGACUGCACUGGUAAUGGGGAAUGACGCCCUUCAGCAGAAAUUGGCAUCAGUGAUAGUAAAUUAUGUCUCACAAACGCUUCGAGCAGAAGUACAGUAUGGAGACUAGCCCUCUCCAGUGAAUGGUUUUUACUGUGUAAUGCAGGGAUUUUCAUUUGGUUGAUUUUGAUGACUUUAGUAUAGAAAAAUAGCUAGUAAUUGCUGCUGCUUAUGUUUGAGGUGCCGGAACACUCUCACUCCAGGUUUCUCCAGAAACCCGUGAUCCUUGAGUUGUCCCCAAACUGGAUCAAACUACCUAAUUUAUAUUAAGUUGUUGAAGAAGUAUGGUAGCACGUUCCCACUAUUAUUUAUCAACUGUGGUUCCGGGUCCUACUCAAAAUGAUGCCCAUUGAUAUACUUUUAAAGACUGUGAAGUUGUCAAAAACAAACAAAAUCAACAGUAAAGUUUGAGGCAAACGUUAAUUGCACUUUUAAAAAUUCAUUUCAUCUCUCAUAAGAGUUUAAAAACAUGAUUGCCUUUUGGACUACUUUUCAUUUUUCCUUCUUGCAAUUAUUUUUUUUUUUUUGUAGUACCUGGGUACUAGUUUCCUGUUGGUGCCCUCUCUGCCUUCACGGUUUUUAACAGAAAGCACUUGUGAAAAUGUGUUUCACUUCUUACUUCUCCCCGUUAUUGUAUACCUCCCCAGCUUAAGAAUCUGAAUUUCCGUGAAAUUUCUCAGCAACGGGGAAGAGUAAUCUGCUAAUUUCAGUGCAGUCCCAUAGGACUGAAGAAGAAAUAUAAUAAAGGCUGUUCAGUGUUUGUGUCUAAGUCCCUUGACCUCUCAGUGCCUCGCUUUCCUCAUCUAUAAAAUUAGGGUAAUUAUUAUUAUUAUUUUUUUUAAUUUUAAGUGGUUAUUUUCAGAGCAAACUCUUGUUAGUUCUUCUUUCCCCGGAUCAUGAGCCACCUCUCACAAAUAGUUCUUUUGACUUGCUAAUUGAUGUUGAGCUUCUGCUAUGCUCCACUUAAAACAUUUAGCGAAGGGGUAGUUCUUAUAGCUAAGGAAAAAAUUCAGAUUAAUCUUUUCUGAAUAAACCCUUUUUCUUAUUUAUUUCAUGAUGACCAUUCUGUAAUGCUUUCCAGAACAGUUUACCAGAUGAACUAGAUACCACCAGGACCUGGAAUUAAGAAUUGCACUGUAGUAUAUAAAUCCUUUUAUGUUGAAAACACACACACAACAAAAUGCCCUUGAAUUGGUCUGAACCGAACUUAGACACAAAUUCUUCAGGGAAGUUUAGUUUCCCCAUCCGGCUACUGCUAGGAUAUAUAGGUGCAUAGUUCUCUCAGCACCACCACCCCUAGACCCCCCAAUUUCUAGUAGUUGCUGGAAGGCAACUGAAAUUCUUUCAGAAAUUUCCAUGCCCUUAAGACAAGUAUAAAAAAUUGACUUUCUGCUAAGAGCCGCUGUAGUGAUAAGAAGAUGGUCAGUUUGUGGGUGAGUUUAGCUGCUUUGCUUAGAGCCUUAGUUUUUCAUUUAGUUUGUGAGUUUUUUUUUUUUUUUUAAAUAGAGAAAAGUUCAGAUUGACCCAAAACUAAGGUUAAUUUAAAUUCAUGGCAUAGAAAAAAGUCAAAGCUAGAAAAUACUGAAGAUGAAACUACAAUGGAAUGGAGUCUGUAUUUUUCAGUGAAACUUUUCUUCAAAAUAAGCUUUAUCUUCGACGUGUUAGAAUACCAUACCACAGACUGUAUUUUCACUAUUUUUCCCACAUAUAUGGUACCGACAUGACAUAGCCACGAUGACAUUUAAAUGUGUUUUUUUAUAAUCAUGUUAGAUAUUGCCUCAUUUUUCUUGUUCAUUACCAAACUCCCAAAUACAAUCACUAAAGAUUUGUAUUACCUGAAGUCAGAAUUUGAACUGUAUGUGUGAUGCUGAGUUUUUUUUUUUCCUGAUUUGUAACAAACUCGUAUAAAGUUGCUUUUUUUUCUAUGUGAAGGGAAAAUUUAACCAUCUUGGUUUGAUUUUGAAAAAACAAUAAAGAUCUUUUAGUGUGCAUUUGAA
Messenger RNA from Sarcophilus harrisii (Tasmanian devil), 2535 nucleotides. RefSeq names its product chromosome 2 C19orf12 homolog (gene C2H19orf12). NCBI's taxonomy places the organism in Eukaryota, Metazoa, Chordata, Mammalia, Dasyuromorphia, Dasyuridae. Bases 183 to 608 code for a protein of 141 amino acids. The record is from RefSeq and is a predicted model, not a curated record. The transcript has 3 exons.